AUGUCAUGCCGUUUCUCGAAUCACGGCGAAUUUCUACCCGAACAAUUCGAUUCGGUCGCGUGCUCCGCGUGCUUCUACUUCAUUUUCAUGCUCGUCGAGCCCUACAGCUCGAAAUAUCGAAUCAAUUUGUGUCCCAACUUCUCCGGGAUCCUCGUGUGUCCCAAUGAGACGCCCGAAUCCGAAUGCAAUUGUGAGACGCGCGCGCACGUCUACAAUCUCGAAGAGUUUGCGUUGAUCAAAAACUGGACGACACCGCUGAAUGAGCUCGUGCUCAAUCCGCCGCUACCGUAUCAAUUCGACUAUGUGACUCGCGAUUGUUGUGCGGCAGCGCGCAAUUGCUGCAGAAAUAAAUUGAUGACGAAAUCGACGGACUCACGCCAAAAAUGCCCGCCGACAUGGGAUGGCUGGAAUUGCUUUGAUUGGAGCACGGUGGGACCGGCGACUGCGCCAUGCCCUUCGUACAUCUACGGAGGACACUAUCGACUGGAUGACAGGACCACGGUACAAGAAUGUACUGAAUACGGCUGGAAGGAUCAUGACGGACGAGGAAAGGAGCAUACGAACUAUUCGCAAUGUCCAAUCUCGCUGUCCAAGGAUCCGGAAGUCCGACUCAUCGCCGGUGUCAUCACCUACUCGAUUAGUGUGGUUGUUGUCCUUCCAGCAGUCAUGUUGCUCGCAUGCCUACGUCCAAUUCGAUCGCAACCAAUGUUCAUCCUUCACCGACAUUUACUUAUCUCGUUUCUUGCUUAUGGCGCUUUGAAUCUUCUAAAUGUUUCAUUAUUCGUCGUCGCCGAUGCUCCACUCUUCUCCUUCAUCUAUUCGAAUCAUAUCUUCUGUCGCCUGUUGUUCUCGAUUCAACUACGAUUCCUUCGUCUCAGCAAUUUCUCGUGGAUGCUUGCCGAAGGAGUUUAUCUCUUUCGUCUACUUUAUUCGGCUAGACACAGCGAGGAUGAAACGCUGAACAGUUACAAACUGGUAUGCUGGGGAGUGCCGGCGGUUCUGACCGCCGUUUACAUGAUGGUCCGUGGCAUAACCGACGAGGUCGGAUUGUGCUGGAUCGAGAACUCGCUGGUGGCCGGUGUCGAGUGGAUGAUCAUUGUGCCGUCGCUUCUUGCAAUGAUGGUCAACGUUCUUCUGUUGACCCUCGUCAUGUACAUUUUGGUGAAAAAGCUUCGGUGCGAUCCGCACCUCGAACGAAUCCAAUACAGAAAAGCUGUUCGCGGAGCACUAAUGCUGAUUCCAGUGUUCGGAAUUCAGCAGCUUCUCACGAUAUAUCGAUUCGAAAACACCGUAUACCAGGCGAUUGAUCAGUCUCUAAACGGCUUACAGGGACUAUUUGUGGCUCUCAUCGUGUGCUAUACAAAUCGAACAGUCAUCGAAAGCAUAAGCAAAUACUGGAAUUCGCGUCUGGAAAAGCGCGCGAUUGGAGCCGAAUGUCGCCAAAGAAUGAGUAUUCAGGAGAACAGCAAAGUGCUUUUGAAGCCACUCGCAUCAAAUGCCAACAAUAAUCUGUGA
Messenger RNA from Caenorhabditis bovis, 1515 nucleotides. The record is from the annotation of a GenBank genome assembly. NCBI's taxonomy places the organism in Eukaryota, Metazoa, Nematoda, Chromadorea, Rhabditida, Rhabditidae.